Molecule: messenger RNA, 933 nt
Organism: Erigeron canadensis
Lineage: Eukaryota; Viridiplantae; Streptophyta; Magnoliopsida; Asterales; Asteraceae
Product: partner of Y14 and mago
Exons: 4
Coding region: 100-750 (216 amino acids)
Biological process (GO): exon-exon junction complex disassembly
Cellular component (GO): cytoplasm; exon-exon junction complex
Molecular function (GO): RNA binding
Source: RefSeq, a predicted model, not a curated record
AUUAUAUAUAAUAUAAAAGAAAACCCAAGGGGGGUAAAACCUCUUUGGACUUAUUAGAAACAACCAAAAUCAGUCAUAUAGAAGUUGUUUGUUGGAUUAAUGGGGAGCAGCGGUGGUGAAGUAGGUAAAACCCUAAAAGGAGGAGGAGGAGGAGAAGUAAGAAUAAUUGAGGCGACCCGAAGACCCGACGGAUCACUUCGAAAAGAACGUCGCGUUAGACCUGGUUAUACUCCUCCCGAUGAAGUUCCCAAAUAUAAAUCCAAAGGCGCCUUGUUAAAGGAGAAGGAAUCAAUAGUAACAGUGCCUCCUGGUUAUGAUCCUGAUGUAGAUGUUGUUGCUAAAGCUAAGAGCAAGGCGGCAAAGCGCAAUGAAAGAAAGAAGGAAAAGCGUAUGCAGGCCUCCUCUGAUAAGGGAAAAAGUGAAGCUUCAUCUAACGAAGAUGUAGACCACGCAUCGGAAUGUGUCGAGUCCCUUGUGUCUCAGAUAAAUGACAUAACUAUCUCUGGAAAUUCUUCGGCUGCUAACCCUCCAUUGAAUUCAACCGAGGGUUCAGCAACGGGAGAUCAUGUUCCUGAUAUUGAUAAAAGAAUUCGCGCACUGAAAAAGAAGAUCCGGCUGACAGAGGCUCAACAGCAGAAAGCAGGAACUGAUUUGAAACCGGAACUGUUGGACAAGGUAGCUAAGUUAGACAAUUGGCGACAAGAAUUGAAGCUUCUGGAGGAUGAAAAAGCUUCUUUGGAAGCCCUAUAAAACCAGUUCUAGUGUGUUUCGUUAGGAUUAAUACAAUUGUAGUUUUUCUUUUAUGGUUUGCUUUGUUAUGAUUAUAGCUACCGUUCAUUUAAAACUAAAUUCAAGCUAAAAUUAGAUACUGGAAGCUGUUGACAUAAUGAGCAAGUUAUUUUUUUUCGCCAAAUUUCUAUGUAUUUUAGAACA